Messenger RNA from Peniophora sp. CBMAI 1063, 1713 nucleotides. The record is from the annotation of a GenBank genome assembly. Lineage: Eukaryota; Fungi; Basidiomycota; Agaricomycetes; Russulales; Peniophoraceae.
AUGGACGAUAUGUUCGGUGCAUGGAACUGGAUGAAGACUUGCUGCAUUGGUGCUUCUCUGCGGAGUCGGAUGGAUCGAGCUCUGGAUGAAGGCGGCAUGCAGACAGAUGUCCACACCGAAUUUACUGAGGCGCUUCAAGUACAACACCCUGACAAGAUCGCGGAUGCGCAGGAACGCAUCUCAACAUGGGAAGCGUGCGAUCAGUUGAAAGCACCGAACACUCGUUGUCCAUACUACACACCAAAACUAGGGCUAUCAAUCGCGCAAGUUAAUCUGCAGACCGAAGAAGCAGCAGGCUCUGCCACGUGUGAAGUGGCGCGUGCACUCGCAAAAGAAGAUGCGGUGCUAGCCGAUUGCCUUCUACGCGGCCUUCGUGCCGAAGAUGAAAGAGCGCGGAUAGCUGCCAAACAUGAUGGCGAGAGCGGAACGGACAAGCAGGCGACAACGAGAACUACGAUGCUCAAGAACCUCGCGUUGACGAUCGCGGACUUCCGCACUGUACAAGAACACGCUAUGUCCGCGACAUACACUGCCCUUUCCACCAAUGAACGCGAUCCAACCCCAAAGACCGCCAUGACAGUCGCGCUUGGUAUCCCCUCGGACCCUUUGGACGGUGACAGGACCCUCGUCUCUGACGCCGCAAGAGCGAUGGAGGCCAAAUAUCGCUGGGCGUUGAUGCAGGACGAGCUUGACCGCCUACUGCACCAAUUGCGCUUGAAAGGGUGCCUUUACAAGCACAGAGUAGCGCAAGUGACAGGUCAGAAGGCGUCUACCAGAUCACACACCGCUCAGGCUGCUGUCAGCGCCAACGUAAAGAAGGCUGCAGACGCAUACAGACGGCAUCGUGCUGCCUAUGAAGUCUUGGUUGGCGAUGGCUCCUGGAAAGACGUCAUGCGCGACCUGAAGGACUCGGAAUGCCGCCCUCUCGGCGAUAGGCUUAUUGAACAGAUGGAGAAGAUGGCAGAGCGUAAGAUCAAGAAGUUUCUCGAAGGGAAGUCUACGGCCGAUACAUCCGGCGAAACAGCCUACAAACUGCCGUGGAUCUGGUACAGCUGGGGCGGAAAAACUGGUACUGAGAUCACAGAACAACUGAUUGUCGAAUGGGCCAAAUCUCGUGCACGCGCUCAACACUGGGUGCAGGAGGUACGACUCGUUGAGGCCGAGAUGCAACGCGUCAUUGACUACAGCGAAUCAAUGGCGGUGAUAUGGGACGCACGCCGGGACUAUAACGAGACCGUUGACCUUGGUCCCGACCAGAGCUGGGUCUGUGACGAUGCAUGGACUGAUGGCAUCCGGGCGUAUGCGUCGAAGCAGGCGUACAUCCGACGGGCGCAUGCGUCGAGGUGGACACAAGAGUUCGUCCAACUGCGGAUGGAGGCACGCAGAUUUCUGUCUGUCCACACAGAUGAUGGCCUUUCUAUAGAGCCUCUGACCGUGCUGUCAGCUGACGAGGUUGAGGAUAUGCGGCAGCGUGCGAAGCUGAGACGCGAGAGGCGAAGCAAAGCAAAACGCGCCAACGUUGUCGACGCGGAUUCUGACGCAGGGGCCGAUGAGGCCAAUUUGGAACUGUUUGAGGAGGACAUGGCGUUACAGAAGGAACUGGAUGCAUUGGCAGCCGGCUUCACAGAUGGUUCCUUUGGCUCCAACAAGGGGUUUCACGGGCGAAAGCCGAAGGCUCGCGGAGGUGGCGCAACAACGCGUCGAAAGAGGUAA